Molecule: messenger RNA, 579 nt
Organism: Dibothriocephalus latus
Lineage: Eukaryota; Metazoa; Platyhelminthes; Cestoda; Diphyllobothriidea; Diphyllobothriidae
Source: the annotation of a GenBank genome assembly
AUGGCAAACGUUCACCCGUGUAGGUUGCUUGUGGAAAACCUUGUAGCGUUAUGCGAAAAACUACAAGCCAGUGAGGACUACGCUGGCCUCAACUACAUGUUUAAUGGAUGCUGUCCUGCUGUCCCACUGAAUCUCCUGGAGACUGACGAGAUCUUGAAGGCCCAAGCGGUUCUAGCCUUGCUUGAGGGCCGGUACAGCGACCUCUAUCGUAUCCUGGAGAGACACCACUUCGCACCGCAACAUCAUGCGCGGUUACAGGAGUUGUGGCUAAGGGGGCAUUGUGCAGAGGUGGAAGAGAGCCGGGGACAGUCAGUAAACCCAGUCGGACGUCAUCGUCUACGCAAGAGAUUCCCACCCCCACCAACUAUAUGGGACGGGGAGGAGAGGUGUUAUUUCUUCCAGCGCAGAUCGCGACAGUUACUGAAGGACUGCUACGCUCGUAAUCCCUACCCUUCGCCACGCGAGAAAGUUGAGUUGGCAAAACAGGUGGGACUGACGAGGGUCCAGGUUUCCAACUGGUUCAAAAACCGACGGCAUCGUGAUAGGAGGGGAGAAGAAUCUGCUCCAACGCCUAGGUAA